AUGGAUGUGACAUGAUAUGAUAUGCGAAAUAUCAUCAUGUCAUGUGUGGGUGGCAUGGCAUGGCUCUCUUAUUUUCUUUAUUUAAGAGCUAGACACACUAUAAAGAGAAGCAAUGACACCAAUUCUCAUUCCCCCUCACUUUUGGGUUCAAACUUAAUUAUUGCUGACUCUCCUUAUUCUUAAUUCCCUUGCACACAACACAACGCACUGUCUCAAAUGGAAACUCAACACCAACAACCCUCCAUCAAGUCUAGGUUCAGACGCAUCUGUGUUUACUGUGGUAGCAGCCCUGGCAAAAGCCCCAGUUACCAGCUCGCUGCUGUUCAACUCGGAAAACAACUGGUGGAGAGGAAGAUUGACUUGGUUUAUGGAGGAGGAAGCAUAGGGUUAAUGGGUCUAAUCUCACAAGUUGUGUAUGAUGGUGGACGCCACGUGUUAGGGGUUAUUCCAAAGACACUUAAUGCGAGAGAGAUCACUGGAGAGAGUGUUGGAGAAGUGAAGGCUGUAUCAGGCAUGCACCAACGUAAGGCCGAAAUGGCCCGACAAGCCGAUGCAUUUAUUGCACUGCCAGGUGGAUAUGGCACCCUUGAAGAACUAUUGGAAAUUAUCACCUGGGCUCAGCUAGGUAUCCAUGAUAAACCGGUGGGGUUGUUGAACGUGGAUGGGUACUACAACUCGCUGUUGGCGUUCAUGGACAAAGCUGUGGACGAAGGCUUCGUAACACCAGCUGCCCGUCACAUUAUUGUUUCUGCCCAAACUGCCCAAGACCUCAUGUGCAAACUUGAGGAAUAUGUCCCCGAGCACUGUGGCGUGGCCCCCAAGCUAAGUUGGGAGAUGGAGCAACAGUUAGUUAACACUGCAAAGUCAGAUAUUUCUCGUUGACUAUAUAUUAAUCUUCUACAACCACACUAAUGCACACCAUCAAGAACCCUAGGUUUAGUCUAAAUUCUAAAAGUAUAACCUCGACGACCUCAACCAAAAAACAUCUAGUUGUAAGCUCCACAGAAUAGUCGUUUUUACUUUAGCUGUGGAGGAUCUCAUCAUUUGUAAUUUCUUUACCCCUUGUUGCCUAAGGUUCAAGUUUCUUUAUUUUUUUUUCUUUUUCUUUCUUGAUUGGCUUUCACAGCGCUGAGACUAUGUAUUUUAAUUUCUUAGUCAAUUACGAACUAAUUGUGCAUUAGAAUUUGACCUAUCCAAGAUAUAUAUAAAUACCAUCCAUGCAUUUUCUAUCG
Cajanus cajan (pigeon pea) is the source of this 1232-nucleotide messenger RNA. Its product is annotated as cytokinin riboside 5'-monophosphate phosphoribohydrolase LOG1. Gene Ontology annotation, cellular component: nucleus; cytosol. Gene Ontology annotation, biological process: cytokinin biosynthetic process. Gene Ontology annotation, molecular function: hydrolase activity, hydrolyzing N-glycosyl compounds. Lineage: Eukaryota; Viridiplantae; Streptophyta; Magnoliopsida; Fabales; Fabaceae. The record is from RefSeq and is a predicted model, not a curated record.